Messenger RNA from Pogonomyrmex barbatus (red harvester ant), 1659 nucleotides. It is a transcript of the gene Hph, whose product is annotated as HIF prolyl hydroxylase. The record is from RefSeq and is a predicted model, not a curated record. Gene Ontology annotation, biological process: cellular response to hypoxia. Lineage: Eukaryota; Metazoa; Arthropoda; Insecta; Hymenoptera; Formicidae. Gene Ontology annotation, molecular function: ferrous iron binding; peptidyl-proline dioxygenase activity; L-ascorbic acid binding.
ACUCGCCGCAGCGGCGUUCGAGUAAACGUUUUGAAACAUGUCCGGACCCAUAGUCGAUCGCACGCAGACACACGGCGACGGCCCGGUGCAGACGGGUGCACAAGUGACUUGCGCGUACUGCAACGAGAGUGACAAACUGUCGAGGUGCUCGCGCUGCAAGGCCGUGUUCUACUGUACGAAGGAGCACCAGAGACGCGAUUGGAAACGUCACCGGGAGUUCUGCGCGACACAUCCCGCGGUCACCGCGUCCGCGGAGGAACCGAUUUCCGUCGCCGCGAACAGGAAAUCGAGCGGCGAGAUCCCGUCCAAGCGGCAUCCCUCCGCCGUCGGCAAUCACCAUCGAGCCUCGAACGCACUGAUUCAUAACCUAAACGGUACCUCCUCGGUCUCGGACGCAUCGUGGGAGCACUCGAACGUCACUUCGGAGCCGUGUCGGAACGCGAAACAUUCGGCAGAUUUCCCUGCUGCGCAAGGAGAAAAAGGCGUAUCGAGUCAACAAAAGCGGAAAGAGAAGUUAAAUCAGAAGCUUAAGAAGAAAUCAAAUAACGGAAGUACCAGGAGUGUGCGGAAUAAUAAGGCCGAUGGCUGGACGUCGCCUAUAACGUACGAGGGAAGUUCCGAGGACACUAUACUAGGAGCUCGAGCCGAGCUUCUGAAUCCGAUUUUAGAGAGUUCAAGAAUUUCUGAUUUGAAUUUAAGCAACGCGGAUCUUGGCUCGCCCGUUCAACGUCACAACGGUAUGAAGAACUUCUCGGAGAUACAGGAUCAGGAAGAAGAACUUUUGCCUCCUUUUCUACAUAGGAAUAGAAAUAAUCUCGAAGAGUUUAUAGACAAAAUUUGUCAAUAUGUGAUAAGAGACAUGGACAUGUAUGGCGUAUGCGUGGUGGACAAGUUUUUAGGCAUGGAGAACGGUCUCAAAGUGCUAAAUGAAGUUUUAAAUAUGUACAGUGCCGGGUUGUUUCAAGACGGACAAUUGGUUUCUAAUAAAGCUAGUGCAAACGAUUUAAAGACGAUACGAGGCGAUCAGAUAAUAUGGCUGGAUGGAAAGGAAGAACAGUGUGAAAAUAUUGGCACGCUGAUAUCACGGGUCGAUGCAAUCAUCAUGAGAGCCAAUAAGAUGCACAAUAACGGCAAAAUAGGAAACUAUACUAUCAAUGGAAGAACAAAAGCGAUGGUAGCUUGUUAUCCUGGUCACGGUUCGCAUUAUGUGAAACACGUGGAUAAUCCUAACCGAGACGGGCGUUGUAUCACAGCCAUUUAUUAUCUCAAUCGAGAUUGGGAUGUCAAGGAAAAUGGUGGACUUUUAAGGAUAUUUCCUGAAGGCUGGCGCGAUCAAGUAGCAAACAUAGAACCUUUAUUCGACAGGAUAUUAUUCUUUUGGUCAGACAGAAGAAAUCCACACGAAGUGCAACCAGCGUUCAAGACGAGAUAUGCUAUUACGCUUUGGUAUUUCGAUGCCGAAGAAAGAAAUCAGGCUUGCCGAAGAUAUCAAAGAGAAAGAGAACUACAUACGAAGAAUAGUUCGUGAGACAUAGAGUGUGAAGAACUACUACGCCGUCCGAUUGGACUGAAGUUACAUUUGUACAUAAAAUAUUAUGUAUUAUUAUGUAUUAUUAUGUAUUAUUAUGAUAAUUCUUGCAGGAGGAAUUGAAUAACGAA